Gekko japonicus is the source of this 639-nucleotide messenger RNA. It is a transcript of the gene KIF13A, whose product is annotated as kinesin family member 13A. NCBI's taxonomy places the organism in Eukaryota, Metazoa, Chordata, Lepidosauria, Squamata, Gekkonidae. The transcript is spliced from 2 exons. Gene Ontology annotation, molecular function: microtubule binding; ATP binding; microtubule motor activity. The coding region runs from base 388 to 639 and encodes 83 amino acids. Gene Ontology annotation, biological process: microtubule-based movement. The record is from RefSeq and is a predicted model, not a curated record.
CCGUGCAGACGAGGCUGAGGAAGGGGAACAACUCCGCCGCCGCCGCCGCGCGUCUUCUUCUCCGACCUCUUCUUGCAGCCUGUUGGGAGUCUCGGCCGACUCCCUUCUUCUCUGCCACCAGCGCGAGAUGGACCUGGGCGCCGCGCUUGCCCCGGGAGGCAGCGGCGCUGUUGUGGGGGAGUCCUCCUCCUCCUCCUCCUCCUCGAGAGCUCUUGUUCCUGCUGGGGCCGCUGCCGCCCUGGAGCGCUGACUGGCGCCCGCCGCUUCCCGAGGGAGGAGGGCUGGCUGGGCGUGUGUGGCUCUCCCCUUCCUCCUCCGCCGCCGCGCGAAGGGGAGGUCUCGUUCGCUGCUGCUGGGCACCCCGCGCGGCCGUCCCCGGGGAAGAAGAUGUCGGAUACCAAGGUGAAAGUGGCCGUCCGAGUCCGGCCCAUGAACAGGAGAGAGCUGGACUUGAAUACCAAGUGCAUUGUGGAGAUGGAAGGGAAUCAAACAGUGCUGCAUCCCCCGCCUUCAAACAAGCAGGGAGAAAACAGGUAUAAAGGACAAAUCCAAAACCUACAUUCUGAGUUUGCAUACGUAGAAAUGUUUGUGCUUUUUGUUAAGGAAAGAACUGCAAUUUCUAUAACUUGGCUCAGCUGA